Molecule: messenger RNA, 2308 nt
Organism: Nymphalis io (European peacock)
Lineage: Eukaryota; Metazoa; Arthropoda; Insecta; Lepidoptera; Nymphalidae
Gene: Art7
Product: protein arginine N-methyltransferase 7
Exons: 9
Coding region: 78-2222 (714 amino acids)
Biological process (GO): peptidyl-arginine methylation
Molecular function (GO): protein-arginine omega-N monomethyltransferase activity
Source: RefSeq, a predicted model, not a curated record
UUUCUGUUCACACAUGGGAUGAAGUUGGUUUGAAUAAAAUUCUAUUGCAAAAAUACACAUAUAUAAUUAAAUAUUAGAUGAGAUUUGAUCCCAUUAAAGGACUUCGCAGUUACUUAUUAUGUAACAAAUAUAAAAGCCAGAGAAAUUUUACAAGCACAAUCAAAAUGCAAGUUUUUACUCAAAAACGUAAUCCAAUUACUGGGGAUACGGAAUGGGACGUUCAACAUGAAGAUUACGACUAUCACCAAGAAAUUGCUAGAUCAGCUUUUGCUGAUAUGCUUCACGAUACAGAAAGAAAUAAGAAAUAUCAUAGAGCUUUGCAACUAGCAAUACAAAAAAUGCAUAGUUAUGGCAAGAAAGCAAAUGUUUUGGAUAUAGGAACCGGUACAGGUUUACUGUCUAUUAUGGCAGCAAAUUGUGGGGCUGAUACAAUCAUAGCCUGUGAAGCUUUCAAGCCUAUGGCAGAAUGUUGUAUGAAGAUUCUAGAAGCAAAUGGUGUAGCUGAUAAAAUUACUGUCAUCCCUAAAAGAUCCACACAUUUGACAGUUGGUGAUGAUGGAGACAUGAAACAGAAGGCUAAUAUAUUAGUUACUGAAGUGUUUGAUACUGAAUUGAUUGGUGAAGGUGCAUUGUCAACCUUCUCGCACGCGCAUAAAUAUCUCCUGGAAGAAGACUGUAUUGUUAUUCCUGAUUCAGCUGUUAUAUAUGCUCAGGUUAUCGAAAGCCCGCUACUGCAAAAAUGGAAUAAACUUAAUGAUUUAGUUGAUGAAGAUUUAAACCUGUUAUUACGUACACCUAAAAAGAUGAAGGAUUGUGCAGGUUCAGCAGCUGUUCAUGAUAUUCAGCUGUCGCAAGUUCCUCGUGAAGCAUUCAAAGAGCUCUCUGAUCAGAUACCAGUAUUUUAUUAUGAUUGGUCUGGUCAUUCCUCCAUUGACAUGAAACGUAGUGUCCAACAGCUCUUUACAGUUACUAAUACUGGCAGAGCUCAAAUGAUCUUUAUGUGGUGGGAACUUAAUAUGGACCCUGAAGGUAAAAUAUGCUUGAGUUGUGCACCAUGGUGGGCACAUUCCGAUGCUAAUUUAUCAUCAGAAAGUCCCAAGGACUCCAUACCAUGGCGUGACCAUUGGAUGCAAGCAGUUUAUUAUCUACCAAAGGAACUGACAUUGGAAAAGCAUACAGAAGUCUCUUUGAUAUCUUGCCAAGACGAGUACUCCUUGUGGUUCUAUUUACAAGACGAGAAAACAAAACAUAAACAUUAUCAAAGACCCAUUUGUGAAUGUGGGGUCCAUAUGGCUCUUUCAAGAACUCACGUGUCCUAUUUAAACGAUGGGAGGCGAAGUAAAAAAUUACUUCAGAAAGUAAUAGAAGAUGUUUCAAAUGAUUCCGUUGUUUUAGACCUAAAUGGUAGUAGCCUUCUUGGGCUGGCUGCCGCUAGAGUAGGAGCUAAAUCGGUUUACAUAAUUGAAAAUAUGAAUUUAAAUAUUGGGAUCUUAAAUGAUUAUAUUAAAGAAAAUGGAAUAGAUAAUGUUCAGAUAAUUUCAGAGCCAACGGAUGAGAUUUUAGAGAAUGUGACUAAUGUAGUCUGUGAUCCCAAUUUUAGUACGGCAAUACUGCCGUGGGAGAAUUUAAAAGUUGCAUACUUGUUGUACAAGUAUAGCGGUAAAUUGAAGGAUAAUAUUGCUGUUAUACCUUCAAGUUGCGAGUUUUGGGCUAUGCCUGUUGAAUUUCAAGAUUUGCAUAAGAUAAGGAUACCGCUUGGAGUUUGUGAGGGAAUUGACAUGUCUAUAUUCGACAUACUUGUUGAGAAGUCUCGUAUGAUCAGCGACGCGGAAAUAGAAGCCCAGCCACUGUGGGAAUAUCCUUGCAAAUGUCGUGGACUGCCGAGAAAACUAUUCGAUAUUGACAUGAAGAAUUUGAAGCCUACCUUCGCAUGUGACGGGAAAAAUCCAAUCGUGGAUUCAGAAAUUGAAGGAGAUAAUCCAGUGAACGGUUUCGCCAUAUGGGCCGUGUGGGUGGUGGGAGAAAAUCGAAUCAGCUCAGGGCCCGUUGACUGGCCGACCUUUGGGGAGAACGUUAAUUGGGAUUUGCACACCAGGCAGGCGGUGAAGAUACUUAAACAUUCAAGACUUGUAACCGACUCGGAUGUAUGGUAUUAUCAAGUAGCAUGCGAUUUAGAAAAGGGGCAAUUCAAUCUGCAUAUAGACUGGGUUAAUGAAGAAUGACACGUUAUAGUUUGCGUCCGUAUAUAAAUAUAUUUAUAUAUAUAUAUUACGCAAAAUAAUAAAUAUUUAUGCGAUGACUACCUGAA